This is a messenger RNA of Dovyalis caffra, 2676 nucleotides long. The record is from the annotation of a GenBank genome assembly. Lineage: Eukaryota; Viridiplantae; Streptophyta; Magnoliopsida; Malpighiales; Salicaceae.
AUGGGUUGGGAAACGUCCACCCACAGGAAAAUUACUGAUAGAUUAUUAGUACAUAUUUUCACACUUCCGAAGAAAUGGAUAAUUGAAGGCGUCUGGGUUGAUGCCCUUGUUGCUGUCUUCCGGGAAAAUAUCAAGCACUACAGGAAUCGUAGUUUCUUAUCAGUCAAUAGAAAAUGGAGCAGUGGCGACAAAUUAACCCUUCAGCUUCCCAUUAGUUUGAGAACAGAGGCCAUUAAAGAGGACAGGCACGAGUAUGCUUCUAUUCAGGCAAUACUUUAUGGUCCUUACCUACUUGCUGGUCAUACCAGUGGAGACUGGAACCUCAAAGCUGGAUCUGCUAGUUCUCUUUCAGACUCGAUAACACCAAUCCCUGCCUCUUAUAAUGGACAGCUCAUAACUUUUUCCCAAGAGUCUGGGAAUUCAACUUUUGUGCUAACAAAUUCAAACCAAUCAAUUACAAUGGAACAAUUCCCUAAAUCUGGCACCGACGCUUCUCUUCAAGCCACAUUCAGACUUGUCUUUACGAACUCUUCUUCCUCCACAGUCUCCAGAAGUAAAGAUGUUAUCGGCAAAUCCGUCAUGCUUGAACCAUUUAAUCUUCCUGGAAUGCUUUUAGUGCAUCAAGGAAAAGACAGCAGCCUUGCAGUCACAAAUUCUGCCGACGAUGCUGGCUCUUCGAUCUUCCACAUAGUUUCUGGAUUGGAUGGAAAAGCUGGAACUAUAUCUCUGGAAUCAGGAAGCCAGAAGGGCUGCUAUAUGCACAGUGGUGUGGAUCACAAAUCAGGUCAAAGCAUGAAGCUUAGCUGCAAAUCAGGGUCAUCAGCUACUGGAUUUAAUCAGGGAGCCAGCUUUGUAAUGAACAAAGGACUAAGUGAAUAUCAUCCAAUCAGCUUUGUGGCAAAGGGGGACAAAAGGAAUUUUCUUCUUGCACCGAAGAUGAUCUAUUUGAUUUCCAUGCCAUAUCCCUAUUGUUAUUGGAUCACAAUUACGGAAAAUGCAACAUUCUUCGUGGAGACUGUUAACUCUUCUCAUACCUUUGCAACUGGUGGCUCGACAAUUGAUGAGCACUGGAAAGAACCAAAGCGAUUGGCAAGCUACCUAAUCCCUGAGAAAGAAGAAUCAUGUUCAACUUAUAAUAUGCUGCAGAUCUCCAGCAACUUGUUUAGAUGGACCAAAGAAGUGGUGUAUGCAGAUCAUUACGAGCGUGCGCUGACAAACGGUAUACUGAGUAUCCAGGGAGGAACAGAACCUGGAGUCAUGCUUUACAUGCUUCCACUAGCUCCUGGAAAUAGCAAAGCCUUUAGUCAUCAUGGAUGGGGAACCCCAUUUGACAGUUUUUGGUGCUGCUAUGGUACAGGAAUUGUGUCAUUCUCAAAAUUGGGAGAUUCCAUAUACUUCGAAGAGGAAGGAGAAGUCCCAGGACAGAUUUUGAUUAAUCAAAAAGUUGAUCCUGUUGUUUCUUGGGAUCCUUACCUUCGAGUGACAAUAACGUUUCCUUUAGACAUGCUGUUCUGUAAUAAAAACUCUGCUGAACAUGGAGAAACAAACAAUGCAACCCCUUGGAACCGUGCUAAUUCUCCUCAUGAAAUUGCACUACUUUCAUGUGACAGUUCGGUGUACGGCCAGAAUGAUGGUUCAAUUUCACUGGAUAGACGAAAUUCUGUAUCAGAUUUUAAGCUUGCCUCUUUGGAACUGAGGUGGUCAGGACUCAUCGGCAUCAUUUCAGUGCUAGGCAUUGGUUCUGGUGAGCUGAAUAAAGCAUGGAAACUGGUGAAUGAGAUGCUUACCAUAGGUCAUGAGAAUUCAAGUCUUUUCCUUGCGAGGAACAUCGAUCGGAAUAUCAAGUUGAGUAAACUCAAAGGGCACUUGAUUUGGAGCCUCAUUUUGAAUAAGAAGCUCAAAGAUGUUGAAAUCAGCAUUCCAAUAGUUUAUGGUAAUAUAGCAUUCUGGCUUGGAAAAAAGGCAAAUGAGUAUCAAUCUCAUAAGUGGACUGUAUAUGUGCGUGGGGCCACAAACGAGGAUCUUGGUGCAGUAAUAAAGCGUGCCGUUUUUCAGCUUCAUUCUAGUUUCAAUAAUCCUACAAGAGUCAUUGAGGCACCUCCUUUUGAGUUAUCAGAAGCAGGCUGGGGUGAAUUUGAGAUUGCCAUUACACUGUAUUUCCACAGUGAUGUGUGCGAUAAGCCUUUGAACUUAUAUCAUCAUUUGAAGUUGUACCCAGAAGAUGAAUCUGGCCCCAUGUCAAUUAAGAAGCCAGUUGUUGUGGAAUCAUAUGAUGAGAUUGUUUUUCCUGAGCCUUCAGAUGGUUUCUUAGCUCGUGUACAGAGUCAUCCAGCCGUAAAUUUGCCCAGAUUACCUGCUGGUUUUACUUUGCCUCCUCCUGUACCAGUGGAAGAUGCAAGUAAAAGGAAGAGAGGUGACACUAAAGAUCAUCCUCUAGCCCAGUGGUUUAUGAGUUUCUCUGAAGCAGAUGAGCUAUUACAGCUUGCUGCAGCUCGUCAGCAGUUUAGAUUCAAUGUGUUAGGUGCAAGCUCAUAUAGCGAAACUCCGACGACAGAUAAGCUUGAUAGAUGGGCAGAAUCAACAGUUGAAAUCUGCCUCCGACCAGUGAAUGUACUUAUGCAGAGUUUUGAGACUUCUACUUCACAUUGGUUUAGGCUGAAGCACAUGAUGGCAUAG